UCGGAGCAGCGGACCUCCUCCGGACCUCUACCAGGAUUUAUUCAAUUCUUAUGAAACUUCAUCAGUAGCCGCCGCGCUCCUCUCAUGGUGUCCCCGGGAGACUCCUCGGCCUCUACUCGACUUCACGGAAACUAUCGGCGACCGUUUUGGGGUCUCGAAAAUCAUGGAAACGUGGUUUGUGAAUCACGUCCUCGGGUUGUCUCUGUCGGUCCUCCUGCUGGGUCUACCGGGGCCCCUCGGGGCAGAGACCCCCAGUAGCAACAGCACGGAUUCCGUAACGGCAGGAUUUCAUUACUCGAGCGCCACAGACGAACUGAGCGGCAUGGGAAACAAUGCAACUUCAACUUCAUCCUCCAGCGAGAGUUUAUCACCAUCACAGAGGAACAUCCUGCUCACACACACUGCAGCUGCUGGAAACUUCGAAACUGAGCAGACACAAAUCUUCACAGAAACAAGCAGCAAGCCACUAGAGGCCGUAAGUCUAUCGACUGAGCUACUCACCUCCACCCUUGUUGUAGCCGCCACAGAGCCCGGCAGCAGCAGCAGAGACUGGAAGACCUGGAAGGCUAACACAGACCGGAUGUCAGACGCCUCUCCCGCUGUGUCCUGGGAGGCUAGUUCUUCGAUGUUGACAGAGGAGGCCAGACUGCCCCAGGACAGUCCAGACACCACCCUCCGACAAGGCGAUGCUUCAUCCUCGAUGUCCCACACAGCCGUCCACACUGACAGCACCUACACGUCCACCACCAUCACCCGAGCAGGGGAAAGGACCCUGCUGUCUGUCACCUCCUCUUCCAGCAACAGCACCUCCUAUGCCUUUACAGAGGACUCCAACUCCCAUCAGAACCCCUCUACCUGGGGUAUUUCUUCGAGGGCUACAGAGACUGAGGACUACACCCACAGUGUCCCCUCCACCAGGACUGAGAGCAGGGACACCGCAGACCAGCACGUGACCCACUCCUUCAAUGGGAAGCCCUCAGAGACUGGCAGCCCAGGGGGGUCCAGAGGAACACAGAGUUUCAACGGACAAGCUAAUGCCACCCAGCAUCAACACACCUCAACAUCAGAGGAGACCUCCGACUCCACACCACCUCUCAGAGUGACGGAGCCCAGCACCGACCAAUCUGAAGUGUCCGUUUCCUCCACACCUCCCGUGACCUCACCUGCAGAAGGUCCUACAUACACCUCAGGGACAGACCAGGGGCCGGGGUCUAGUGUUGGAACCUCCACUGAGUCCUCCACUGGAGUCCACAGCUCCAGCACUCAGAACCAGGAGGGCACGGAGGGGGUUUCAUCCCAGACUAGUGAGCAAAGCGUGAGCUUGGGUCUGACCACAGGACCCCCCACAGUCAGCAGCAGUACAUCUGAUCUGAACGACUCCCUAACACACACUCCAGUGCUGGUUACAGAGAUCUUCCUCACCACCACAUCUGUCACGGUCACAGAAAGAUCACAUAUAACAGAGGAACACACUUCCAAAGCCGCUGCCUCCACCAGCAGCAGCAGCGCCACCACCACCACCACUACAACGUCUCCCCAAACCUCAACCUCAUCCUCCAGGUUCAGUAGCACCAUCAGCAGCUCUGCCUCAGGAUCACCUACUGAGGCCACCAUCACGUACACUCCACCCUCCACCACAGCCUCCACCCUGGCCCGGACCAGUGCAGCGCACCCGACUCACCGCGCGUCAUCCAGCCAAACCCAGGGUCCCUCAACCGGCAUGGCUAACACCCCAAACGCCACCACCCGGCAAAUAGAAACGAGCACGGGCACUCUGGGAAUCACCACAGCUCAUAGCCAGCACAUCACCACCACCUACACCCACAGCACCCCAACCGAGAGCACAGAGGCUCUGCAGACCACCGGGAAACAGGCAGACAGGGGAGCCACACAGCUGGUGGUGACAACAACACCCACUGAUGUCAGAUCCACCAAGGCACCUCCACCACCGCUAAGAAACCCGUGUGUGUCAAACCCUUGUAUGAACGGAGGCAUGUGUGUGAGCGAUAAAGAGCAUCAGUACACCUGCCACUGUCAGCAGGCGUGGACAGGAACAACCUGCAACCAGGAUGUGGAUGAGUGUGAGAGGGACCCCUGCCCUGUCGGGUCCAGGUGUGUGAACACGCGAGGCUCCUUCAGCUGUGAAUGUCCGCUCGGCUUCGACCUGGAGGAUGGACGCACCUGCACCAGAGCGAAGACGUUUCUGGGAACCUUCAGCGUUAACAGGCUGCCUCACGACCCUGUGAUCUUCAAGAGCACCAGCAUACAUGAGAUCCAGAGAGAGAUUAUUCAGCUGCUCAAUGCUUCACUGUCAGUCCUCCGAGGUUACAGCCGCUCCCUGCUGAGUAAGAAAGAAGAGGACGGGGUUCGUAUUUCAGCUGUCAACAUGUUUUCCAUCUCCACCAAUGUGACGAGUGCUGAGGUCUACAACAGCAUCCAGAUGUCUCUCAGCAACUGCAGCUCCUCGUUGGCCCACUGUCGGAUGGUCCUGCACCACCAGCUCACCUAUCACAUGGAAAGUCUGUGUGUGGCCCAGAAGACUCAGUGUGACACAGAGCGCUCCACCUGCACCGACACCAGCGGCACGGCCCACUGCCAGUGUCUUCAGGGAUACUACAAACACAACCCCGACGACCUGUCCUGCUUAGAAUGUGGGGAUGGCUACAAGCUGGAAAACGGCACCUGCAUUCCAUGCAUGUUUGGAUUUGGAGGAUUCAACUGUGGAAAUUUUUACAAGCUGAUUGCAGUUGUGGUGUCACCUGCAGGGGGCGCUGUGCUCCUCAUCCUCAUCAUCGCUCUCAUUGUCACCUGUUGCAAGAAAGACAAGAAUGACAUCAACAAGAUCAUCUUCAAGAGUGGAGACCUGCAGAUGUCCCCGUACGCAGACUUCCCCAAAAGUAACCGCAUAUCCAUGGAGUGGGGCAGGGAGACCAUAGAGAUGCAGGAGAACGGCAGCACCAAGAACCUGCUGCAGAUGACCGACAUUUAUUACUCACCUGCGUUGCGCAACUCAGACCUGGAGAGAAACGGCCUGUACCCGUUCACUGGCCUGCCGGGUUCUCGCCACUCAUGUAUCUACCCCGCCCAGUGGAACCCCUCCUUCAUCAGUGACGACUCACGAAGAAGAGACUACUUCUAACUGCUCCACUUUGAACGCAUGCACACACACACACAGAAACUCACCAUCUCUUUUACUGAUGUUUCAUGUUUUCUGUCAAAGUGUCAGUUUUAAUGUGUUAGCCCAUCUGCAUUCAGUGCUGCACACUAACUACAGUAUGCAAAUAUGUGUGUGUGUUUGUGUGCAUGGGCUGAAAGUGCACAUUUUUGCAAGUAAAAUGUCUCCUGCGAGUGUUCUUGUGUGGCCGCUUCAGCGUUUCUGCAUGUCUCAGCUCAUUUACUUCAACUCACACGUCGCAUUGCUGCUGCUGCGUUGAAGACUGCCUAAUGUGUUUUUACAGCCACUGAUUCUCAUUUACUUCACUGUGUGAAACAAAACAAUUUGCAGAUGCUCGAAACAUGCUCGAUCCAUGCAGCAUAAACAUGCAACGCGUCUGGCAGUUAUGCUGCCUGGUAACACAGCCUGGUUAGCUUGAAAACUCUGCGCUGCGUUAAUGCACAACGAUAAAGAAAAAUAGAUUCACCCAAAGAAAUUCAUGUGAAUCAUUCAAUGAAGUGAAUGAGUGUUGAUCAUUGGCAGGAAGUUGGGAAAAACACAUUUGAAUUCAAUUU
Messenger RNA from Chelmon rostratus (copperband butterflyfish), 3729 nucleotides. RefSeq names its product heart development protein with EGF-like domains 1 (gene heg1). Bases 164 to 3139 code for a protein of 991 amino acids. Gene Ontology annotation, biological process: heart development. The transcript is spliced from 14 exons. Gene Ontology annotation, molecular function: calcium ion binding. The record is from RefSeq and is a predicted model, not a curated record. Lineage: Eukaryota; Metazoa; Chordata; Actinopteri; Chaetodontiformes; Chaetodontidae.